AUGAACUCACGUAAUAAAAAUUGUGCACUCCUACCAGAAAGGUUGCCAAGGUGUAAAGGUGAAAAAGAAAUUUCUGAUGAAAUUGCCUUUUCUCUAUCCUUGAAAAGCGCCACACAGACUUAUAAAGAAGGGGAAAAAAAGGAGAAGAUUAAUAAAGAAGCGGCCAUAAAGUUAUUUUGGAGAGCUGCUCAAAUAUUUAAAAGCUUGGAUUUUUAUCGUAUGUCCGCUCAAAGUAUUUUUCGUUUGUUGGAGCUAUAUGAUCAGGAACCCGCUUUAUUUAAACAAAAGCACUUUCAGCAUCUUAAACAAGAGUCAUACUAUUUGUUGGCCAACUUAUUUAAAAAUUAUGACUUGGAAGCUUUUCAAAACUAUUAUUUGUUGACUCUAACACGAUACUUUUCCUAUGAAAAAAUUUCCCAACUUAAAGAGGAAGUGAUGGAUCAAGACUUGUUGGUUUCCGCCUGCUCUGCCUUGUGGGAUUCCUUAAUAAAAAGAGCGAAAUCACCAAUAGAAAGCCUUCUUUCCAGCACUCUGCCGUUCUUACUAGAACUUAGCGAGCACUUAGACUCCUGCCUCCCUCCAAACGAGCCGUUAAAAAUAGAUUCAUCAAAAACUGCGGCCGUUAUUAAUUAUCUUAUACUGGCGUAUACUUCUGAACGUUACACGCUUUCAAAAAACUUGCCAACAGAAAUUCAGGCCUCUCUUCGUUUGGCCAAUGCUUAUACACGUUUGGACGCGGAGUGGAAAGCAGUGGCGGUUUUGCAGCGAUGCGUGGAGCGUUUUAUACUCUUCCUCAACUCUCAGCGGGACCUAAGCGACAGUUGGUUUGAAGAAAAUUCAAGCGAUGUAUCCGCUCUUUUGGAGUUGCUGUUGAAGUGUUUUUCUAUGUCUUUGGAGAUGGACGACCGAAAGCGCUGCCUUCAGCUAGAAAAACUUGCUGGUAGCCUGAGUGAAGCUCUUCAAAUCAGUACGCCCUUCAAUUGUACAAAGAGCGCUGUUAGCCGGCAAUUGCUGCAUCUAAACGACUACUCGACUGUCUCUCAGUUUCUUUGGGAUGACGUUUGUCAGCUUUCGGCCGUUAUAAGUGAAAGUACCAGCGUAAAAGACAGGCUGAAGUGCACCGUCUUCAGUAGCUUGGGAAAAAGCUUUCUUUACUGUUCCUGGUAGAGCGUGCUUCAAGGCGUUUAUUGCAUUAAAAAGUUCUCAAAAAAGUGGAAAUGAGUGGGGAUACUCCUCCGCAAAAGUCUCUGGACAACACUCGUCUUGCACGUACAUGCAGGACACAAGGGAUAUCCGGAAGGUCAAGAUCCGGAACAAAUAGUCCCAAGCGUAGUAGGGCCCGCCGUUAAACGCACCUGAGUCAUGGAAAAGAUCGGUGAAUCGGUUAAAAGGCGGGGAGAUCGGUACUGAGAGAGGCCUUUUAGGGCGGGCCGAUGCUGUAGGAGCUUGUAGAAAGUAUCUGAGUGGA
Zophobas morio is the source of this 1468-nucleotide messenger RNA. RefSeq lists its product as uncharacterized. The transcript is spliced from 8 exons. NCBI's taxonomy places the organism in Eukaryota, Metazoa, Arthropoda, Insecta, Coleoptera, Tenebrionidae. The record is from RefSeq and is a predicted model, not a curated record. Bases 1 to 1167 code for a protein of 388 amino acids.